This is a messenger RNA of Striga asiatica, 1848 nucleotides long. Lineage: Eukaryota; Viridiplantae; Streptophyta; Magnoliopsida; Lamiales; Orobanchaceae. The record is from the annotation of a GenBank genome assembly.
CCAAACAGACCUUUGCUGCCGUCACUUUCUCUCUCACGAGUUCAGUACCAAAGUUCAACGAGAACUUAAAUCUUCACCAACUCAGUAAUAAAGAGUGAAAAACUCAAAAGACAAAAAGAGGGGGAAAAUGGAGACAACCCCACCACCCGCCGAGCCCAGAAGGCGCGGGAGACCGAGGGGAUCGACCACGAAGCCGAAAUCCGACAAGGACAAAGAAUCCAGCGGAGGAGCGCCGUCGAGAACGAGAGGUCUCGGCGAGAAGAGGAACACCGCCGCCGACGAGAGUUACGCGCACUGGAAGCUGCUGGUGCCCGUGCUUUACGACUGGAUAGCUUCUCACAACCUGGUUUGGCCGUCUCUGUCUUGCCGUUGGGGCCCAGUUCUUGAAAAAGGAAACUUCAGGAACAAGCAGCGUCUUUACCUUUCUGAGCAGACUGACCAUACACACCCGAACACUUUGAUUAUAGCAAAUUGCAAGGUUGUGAAACCACGAGUUGCUGCAGAGAGCCACAUAGCUAAUUUCAAUGAAGAUGCGCGCUCACCAUUUGUCAAGAAGUACAAAACUAUCUUACAUCCAGGAGAGGUGAACAGAAUUAGAGAACUGCCUCAGAAUAAAAAUAUAGUGGCCACACACACCGACUGUCCUGAAGUUCUUAUAUGGGAUGUUGAGGCCCAACCUAAUCGACAUGCUGUGCUUGGAGCUGAAGAUUCUCGUCCUGAUCUGGUUUUAUCUGGACACCAAGAUAAUGCAGAAUACGCUCUUGCAAUGUGCCCAGCUGAACCCUAUGUGCUUUCAGGAGGGAAGGAUAAAUCUGUCGUUUUGUGGAGUAUUCAGGAUCAUGUGUCAACACUGGCUACAGAUGCAACCCAAACUGCAGAAUCCACUCGUUCUAUUGUUAAAGCUGCUGAUAACUCUUCUGUUGGUCCACGUGGGGUUUUUCAAGGCCAUAAUGAUACUGUUGAGGAUGUGCAAUUUUGCCCAUCAAGUUCACAGCAGUUUUGUAGCGUUGGAGAUGAUUCUUGUUUGAUUCUGUGGGAUGCACGGACAGGAAGCAAUCCCGUUAUCAAGGUUGAGAAGGCGCACAAUGCUGAUCUUCACUGCGUAGAUUGGAACCCUCAUGAUGAAAACUAUAUAUUAACUGGCUCGGCCGAUCAUACUGUGCACAUGUUUGAUCGUCGCAAUCUGACAACUGAUGGAGUUGGGUCGCCUGUCCAUAAAUUUCAAGGUCAUAAAGCUGCUGUUCUUUGUGUCCAGGUUGGUCAGAAGGAAGAAACCGGUUCCAACAAUCCUACUGCUCCAGCAGGGUUGUUUUUCCAGCAUGCUGGACACAGGGAUAAGGUUGUGGACUUCCAGUGGAAUGCAUAUGAUCCAUGGACAAUUGUGAGUGUAUCUGAUGAUGGAGAAUGCUUCGGUGGUGGUGGUACUUUGCAGAUGUGGCGUAUGACCGAUCUCUUAUACAGGCCCAAGGACGAAGUUUUAGCCGAGCUUCAAAAGUUCAAAGACCAUGUGGUGGAAUGCUCCAAGACUUCUUGAAUCAAAACCAUGAUUCGAAGAACAUGAUGCUUUUUCUUUUAGCUGUAACUGUUAACUAACGAAACUUUAUAGGAUCAAGUAGGAAUGGAUUCGGGUUUUAUUUCAGUCGAGUUACUUUAUCUGACAUUUUAUUUUCACCCAGCUGCUACUCUCAUGGACUAGACUUAGUUAUUGGUUGCAAUCUUCUCUGUCAAGGAAUUGAAUUUCACAAUCUGGGCCUUCAUAUUNAAAAUCUCUUUCGUGCUGAAAUGUAUAUGGUUUAUGUUAUCCAGCCAAAACCAAACAUUUAUUUACUACAAAGAGUUCUUUGAUUA